AUAAAGCCGCAAGUCGCACCGUCUCUUUCCACCUUCAGCCAUUAUGACAAUGUUAGGAGCUGUGGGACGCUGCUGCACCGGGGUACUGCAGGCUCUCAAGCCUGGGGCCCAGCCUCUGAAGGCCCUCAUUGGAUCCCCAGCCGUCCUUUCACGCCGGGACUAUGUCGCACCUGCCGCCGCCGCCACCACCGUGACGCCCGGACGCAUCGUGGCCGUCAUCGGUGCCGUGGUCGACGUCCAGUUCGACGACGACCUUCCUCCCAUCCUCAACGCCCUGGAAGUCGCAGGCCGCCCGACCAGGCUCGUCCUGGAGGUGGCUCAGCAUCUCGGGGAGAGCACAGUGCGUACCAUUGCUAUGGAUGGUACUGAGGGUCUGGUCCGUGGACAGAAGGUUGUGGACACCGGCGCCCCCAUCAGAAUCCCAGUGGGUCCCGAGACUCUGGGCAGGAUUAUGAAUGUCAUCGGAGAGCCCAUCGACGAGAGAGGUCCCAUCAACACCAAGCACACUGCACCGAUCCACGCCGAGGCCCCCGAGUUCACCGACAUGAGCGUGGACCAGGAGAUCCUGGUGACUGGCAUCAAGGUGGUGGACCUGUUGGCCCCCUACGUCAAGGGAGGAAAGAUCGGGCUGUUCGGCGGUGCCGGUGUGGGCAAGACGGUGUUGAUCAUGGAGCUGAUCAACAACGUGGCCAAGGCCCACGGUGGUUACUCCGUGUUUGCCGGCGUGGGAGAGCGUACCCGCGAGGGAAACGACUUGUACCAUGAAAUGAUCGAGUCCGGCGUCAUCAACCUGAAGGACAACACCUCCAAGGUGGCGCUGGUGUACGGCCAGAUGAACGAGCCCCCCGGCGCCCGCGCCAGAGUGGCUCUGACUGGCCUGAGUGUGGCCGAGUACUUCCGUGACCAGGAGGGUCAGAAUGUGCUGCUCUUCAUCGACAACAUCUUCCGCUUCACGCAGGCCGGCUCCGAGGUGUCCGCCCUGCUGGGGCGUAUCCCCUCUGCUGUGGGUUACCAGCCCACUCUGGCCACCGACAUGGGUACCAUGCAGGAGAGGAUCACCACCACUAAGAAGGGCUCCAUCACAUCCGUGCAGGCCAUCUAUGUGCCCGCUGACGAUCUGACUGACCCCGCCCCAGCCACCACCUUUGCUCACUUGGACGCCACCACCGUGUUGUCCCGCGCCAUCGCUGAGCUGGGCAUCUACCCCGCCGUCGACCCCCUGGACUCCACGUCCCGUAUUAUGGACCCCAACAUCGUGGGCAUAGAGCACUAUGAAAUCGCCCGUGGUGUGCAGAAAAUCCUUCAGGACUACAAAUCCCUGCAGGAUAUUAUUGCCAUUCUGGGUAUGGAUGAGUUGUCUGAGGAGGACAAACUGACGGUGGCCCGCGCCCGCAAGAUCCAGCGAUUCCUGUCCCAGCCCUUCCAGGUGGCCGAGGUCUUCACCGGCCACCUGGGAAAGAUGGUUCCCCUCAAGGAGACCAUCAAGGGCUUCCAGGGCAUCCUCAACGGCGAGUACGACAGUCUGCCCGAGCAGGCCUUCUACAUGGUCGGCGCCAUCGAGGAAGUGGUUGAGAAGGCCGCGAGGCUGGCUGAGGAGCACUCGAUGUAACCGUUAAGGGGAGGAGUCACAACAAAAGAGGGGUUCUGCGGUUAGGAGCACUUGGUUUGUAAAACAUGUCAAAAUGCAAAAUAUACUUGUCUCGUUAUCCUGAAAGAAAGUUCUAUUUAAUGUUUCCAAUGGAAGAGGGAAUAAAACGCUGUCUUUACACAAAACCACUGGUCAGCUGUAUAAUUCUCAAGCUCUUAAUAGUUGUUUAGAAUGUUGUUCAUGAAGGAUUUAAUGAAAUGCUGUUUUUUAGUCUGACCACCUGGUGGCGGUGUUGAGUCAUGUUGAACGUUCUGAAUUGUGUUGCAGCUUUUCCCCAACUGAAAUAAAACUGGACAAACGA
Pseudoliparis swirei is the source of this 1949-nucleotide messenger RNA. It is a transcript of the gene atp5f1b, whose product is annotated as ATP synthase F1 subunit beta. The transcript has 10 exons. NCBI's taxonomy places the organism in Eukaryota, Metazoa, Chordata, Actinopteri, Perciformes, Liparidae. The record is from RefSeq and is a predicted model, not a curated record. Gene Ontology annotation, biological process: proton transmembrane transport; proton motive force-driven mitochondrial ATP synthesis. Gene Ontology annotation, molecular function: ATP hydrolysis activity; ATP binding; proton-transporting ATP synthase activity, rotational mechanism. Bases 44 to 1609 code for a protein of 521 amino acids.